AUGGCCAUGUCAAUGAAAGCUUCGGUUCUUCUUGGUCUUGUAGUUGCAGGCCUCAUCUCUAUGGUUUCAGCUGAAUCAGGAACUGCCACGUUCUACACGAAAUAUUUUCCAUCAGCAUGUUACGAGAAUGAAGACCAUGGAGUCAUGAUAGCAGCAGCUAGUCCUGCAAUAUACAAACAUGGUGCUGCAUGUGGAAGGAUGUACAAUGUUUGGUGCACUGGACCUACAAACCAAGGUGAACCCAAUCCUUGCAGGGGCAAUGGUGUGACUGUUAAAGUUGUGGAUCUUUGUGAUGGAUGUAAAGGACUGUUGCUUGAUCUCUCUCAAGAAGCUUUCUCUCAGAUUGCCGACCCGGAUGCCGGAAGAAUCCAAAUUGAAUUCUACUAG
Messenger RNA from Tripterygium wilfordii, 387 nucleotides. Its product is annotated as EG45-like domain containing protein. Gene Ontology annotation, biological process: systemic acquired resistance. The transcript is spliced from 2 exons. Gene Ontology annotation, cellular component: cell wall; apoplast. The coding region runs from base 1 to 387 and encodes 128 amino acids. Lineage: Eukaryota; Viridiplantae; Streptophyta; Magnoliopsida; Celastrales; Celastraceae. The record is from RefSeq and is a predicted model, not a curated record.